AUGAGUUUGACGGAUCUGGGCUCUCGCGAGAGCAUUGGUUCGCUUGGAAAAGGUGACACGGUGAUCCACGUGAUCGAUGACAUUCGCCAGAUUCGCAAGGACUUUUUCUGCAAGCAAUCGCAGCUGCUGGAACACAUGAAGUACUUCGAAGCGUGCUUGGUGGGCGUGUCGCCUGACGAUGAAGUCGAAAUCUCGGUGCAUUGCGACAUCAAGGUCUUUGAGUGGCUUGCAGAGUACAUGGAUGGUUCCAGAGAAGUUUCCACUUUGGAGACAAAGGAUGUGGUGUCCAUUCUGAUCUCGGCAGAUUUCUUGCAGAUGAGAGCGCUGGUGGAGGAGUGCAUCGAGCGCAUGUACGGCUCCCUGGAACACAUUCUCGCUUUGCCACUGGAUCUAGGUUGCCUGCCGGAGCGUCUAGUCCUGAGCCUGGCGGCAUACUUUGACCUGAGCACUUUGGAGAAGUUGGAGGACAAGCACGAUCGUCUGAAAAGUCGCUUGUACGCUCACAAGCUGCAAGAGAUUCUGUCCAUGGAGGAACAUGUGUUUUUCUGCUGCAGCCGCUGCCGCCGGAUUUUCACGGCGGAGGAGCGCAAGCUUCAGAUCUGUCCCCAGGCGCCGGCGUCAGGCGAAGCACCGAGCAUGUCCUCGGUCCCCACGUUGCUACAACACAGCAUAGAUUCCACGUGGGACGUGGGGGAGUACGUGCAUCAGCUACGAGAGAUCCACUCGUGGUCUCAACUGUUCUGGAAGAUUUGGGGCAGGCUGCAGCACUUCCAAUGCAAGAUUUGCAAGGUGACAUUUACCGGUUUAGAGCUUCAUCAGUGCAGGUAUCAUCCAGAGCCGGCGGUACGACUCCCCGAGUCAGAUUCAGUGCUUCAUCCCUGCUGCGACGUUGUGGAAGGUGGCAGUGGCUGCCAAGUGAGAAGUCAUCAGCCAUUCUGCGAAAGUUCGGUGGAUGAAGUCGCACUGGAUUGCAUUUUGAGGCACCAAGACGACUUUGGCCACGAUGAUCAUCUUCUCUUCGUCCCAGCGGCAUCCUCUUCGGAGUCCAAUGAAUCGAAAGGUGCCGCCGGGGCGACCUGGAAGACAGAGGAGGACCUUGAAGUUACACUGCCUGAACUCCGAGCUCGAUACUGCUGUGAACCAGCGCCAGAACAUUCUGCCACUGCCCCGAGCAGCCAGGUGCGGCCCCUCAAACGGCGCCCGCAGUCAGCGCCGCGCACGCCGCGGGCAGAGGUCAACAGCUCCGCCUUGGAGUACAGGCUGCAGCGCUCGCCCUUUUCGGAUGCCAGCGACUUUCAGAAUCUCCUCCGGGAGGACCUGACCGAGACCAGUUCCUCCAGGGGACCAUCCUUCUUUGAGCCAAAGUUGCCCAAGGGUGUGUCGAGCCAAAGAAAGCUCCACCACAUGAUGGAUGUUCUCAGGGAAGACGACCGCCGGCGGAUGGACGAGCUGACGACCAAGAUCUACGCUUGCCGCGCGAAGAGCGCGUUGGCAAAGGCACAGUUAGCAGCACCAAACUCGGCAGCCAGUCAGGCUCACAAGCUCUCCUGGAUGGUUCAGGGAUGGAGUAGUGAGGAUGCCUUGAAGUUUGAAAAUAGGCCGCGGCGACGGCGCUGA
Messenger RNA from Cladocopium goreaui, 1617 nucleotides. Lineage: Eukaryota; Dinophyceae; Suessiales; Symbiodiniaceae. The record is from the annotation of a GenBank genome assembly.